Molecule: messenger RNA, 3227 nt
Organism: Ochotona princeps (American pika)
Lineage: Eukaryota; Metazoa; Chordata; Mammalia; Lagomorpha; Ochotonidae
Gene: ARHGAP17
Product: Rho GTPase activating protein 17
Exons: 19
Coding region: 91-2583 (830 amino acids)
Biological process (GO): regulation of Rac protein signal transduction; signal transduction; positive regulation of GTPase activity
Cellular component (GO): intracellular anatomical structure; cytoplasm; cytosol
Molecular function (GO): protein binding; GTPase activator activity
Source: RefSeq, a predicted model, not a curated record
ACUUUUGAUUUUUCCCACAGAGCUGAGAGAACAGAGGUCCUGAGUGAUGAUCUGUUACAGAUCGAGCGGCGCCUGGACACAGUGCGGUCAAUGUGCCACCAUUCCCAUAAGCGCCUGAUGGCGUGCUUUCAGGGCCAGCAUGGCACAGACGCCGAGAGGAGACACAAAAAGCUCCCUCUGACAGCUCUUGCUCAGAAUAUGCAAGAAGCAUCAACUCAGCUGGAAGACUCUCUCCUGGGGAAGAUGCUGGAGACAUGCGGGGAUGCCGCGAAUCAGCUGGCCCUGGAGCUCUCGCAGCACGAAGUCUUUAUUGAGAAGGAGAUUGUGGACCCGCUGUAUGGCAUAGCAGAGGUGGAGAUCCCCAACAUCCAGAAGCAGAGGAAGCAGCUCGCUAAAUUGGUAUUAGACUGGGAUUCGGUCAGAGCCAGGUGGAACCAAGCUCACAAAUCUUCAGCAACAAACUUUCAGGGACUUCCAUCAAAGAUAGACACUCUCAAGGAGGAAAUGGAUGAAGCUGGAAAUAAAGUAGAGCAGUGCAAGGAUCAGCUUGCAGCAGACAUGUACAACUUCAUGGCCAAAGAGGGGGAAUACGGCAAAUUCUUUGUUACGUUAUUAGAAGCCCAAGCAGAUUACCAUAGAAAAGCAUUAGCAGUCUUAGAAAAGGCCCUUCCCGAAAUGCGAGCCCAUCAAGAUAAGUGGGCAGAAAAGCCGGCCUUCGGGACUCCUCUGGAGGAACACCUCAAGCGCAGCGGGCGGGAGAUCGCUCUGCCCAUCGAAGCCUGCGUCAUGCUGCUCCUGGAGACGGGCAUGAAGGAGGAGGGCCUUUUCCGAAUUGGGGCUGGAGCCUCCAAGCUGAAGAAACUGAAAGCUGCUUUAGACUGUUCCACUUCUCACCUGGAUGAGUUCUAUUCGGACCCCCAUGCUGUAGCAGGCGCUUUGAAAUCCUAUUUGCGGGAAUUGCCAGAACCUCUGAUGACUUUCAAUCUGUAUGAAGAAUGGACGCAAGUUGCGAGUGUACAGGAUCAAGACAAAAAACUUCAAGAUUUGUGGAGAACCUGUCAGAAGUUACCACCUCAGAAUUUUGUUAACUUUAGGUAUUUAAUCAAGUUCCUCGCAAAGCUCGCUCAGACCAGUGACGUUAACAAAAUGACCCCCAGCAACAUCGCCAUUGUGUUAGGCCCUAACUUGCUGUGGGCUAAGAAUGAAGGAACGCUCGCUGAGAUGGCAGCGGCCACCUCUGUCCACGUGGUCGCAGUGAUCGAACCCAUCAUUCAGCACGCCGACUGGUUCUUCCCUGAAGAGGUGGAGUUCAAUGUAUCAGAAGCAUUUGUACCUCUCACCCCCCCGAACUCUAAUCACUCAACCCACACUGGAAACGACUCUGACUCAGGGACCCUGGAAAGGAAGCGGCCUGCCAGCAUGGCGGUGAUGGAGGGGGACUUGCUGAAGAAGGAGAGCUUUGGUGUGAAGCUUAUGGACUUCCAGGCCCACCGGCGGGGUGGCACUCUAAAUAGAAAGCACAUGUCCCCCACUUUCCAGCCGCCACUCCCACCCACGGAUGGCAGCACCUUGGCGCCAGCAGGCCCAGAGCCCACUCCCCAGAGCUCUAGGGCUGACGGCAGCUCAGGGGGUGGGGCUGUCUCCUCCUCUGCGGGCGUCCUGGAGCAGGGGCUGAGCCCGGGCGACAGCAGUCCUCCCAAGCCCAAGGAUGCUGUGCCCACAGCUGUCCCUGCACCGGGGAGAAACAGCAGUCCACUGACCACUGGCCCAAGCCAGGCCCAAGCAAUUGCUGGCUCUCACCAGCUCUCAGCAGGUACCAGCCACAGUGCAGCAGGCCCCAGCCCUCACGCCGUGCGCCGAGCAGUGAAGAAGCCGGCACCAGCACCCCCCAAACCAGGAAACCCACCUCCUGGCCACCCUGGGGGCCAGAGCUCUCCAGGAACGUCGCAGCUUCCACCCAGCCCAUCCCCAAAGUCGUCCAGCCAAAGUCCUUCUCCGCCCCCGCAGCACCCAGGCCAGGCUCCCGGCCAGCCCGCCGCCACUGCGCAGCUCUCGGCUCCCCGGAGGUACUCGAGCAGCCAGUCUCCAAUACAAGCUCCCAGUCACCCGCCGCCGCAGCCCCCGACGCAGGCCACGUCACUGACGCACACCAAGCCCGUGGCCUUGCCCAGCGAGCAUGGACCUGAGCAGCCGCCUCACACCCCACCCCAGACUCCAACACCUCCAAGUACUCCACCCCUGGGAAAACAGAACCCCGGCCCCCCAGCCACCCAGGUGGGAAGUCACCCUGAGACUGCACAGCCACACACUGGCACCCUCCCGAGACCGAGACCCGUGCCAAAGCCAAGGAACCGGCCCAGCAUGCCCCCACCCCCGCACCCGCCCGGCACCCACCCAGCGGGCGACGGCAGCCUCAGCAGCACAGCACCCACAGCCUCCAAAAUCGUCACGGACAUCAACUCUAGGGUCUCAGAGCCGCUUCGCAGCGUCUUUCCCGAAAUGCACUCGGACUCAGCGAGCAAAGAGGUGCCUGGCCACAUCCUGCUGGACAUAGACAAUGACACGGAAAGUACCGCGCUGUGAAGAAUAGCACUGUCCCCCAGCCCUGGACCCUGUCCACCCCCGUGAGCGGGACAGAGCGCCAGACACACCUAUCUUUGCAGACCAAACAGCGAACAGCUUUCAGUGAAGGGAGAGAGAGGCCUCCCCCUGCAGGUCUCGACCUUCUGCUUGGCUCAAGGAGACCACGGAGGCCGGCACUUAAAGCUGAAUGACCUGUUGACCUGUGUCUUGAAGAAAUCGUUUCUCUUUACUUGGGUAAAGACAUAAUGCCAAAAAAAAAAAAAAAAAAAAAGCAAAAGCAAAGAGAUAGCUAGACGUGUAUGAGACGCUUCUGUCGCUGCUAAGGCAGGUGGCACCACAGCUGUCCGGAGUGAGGAAGAAGCCAUGCGUUACCUAUUUAACAAAGUGCAUUCAUUCUGCAAGGCUCCUACCCUCUGUCCCUUAGACUUGCAUUUGCCUGUGCUGGCAGGGAGCUUCCACCUGCAGACUCGCUGCAGAACCAUUUCCUGUGCAGAAGGCUCUCUGUCUCCCCGCAGACCCCUCCAAACCCCAAGCAUUGAUGGUGACUGCUGGUUCUGUCACCUCGGCAAACUGGAUGUGACUUGUGCCUUGUUGGAUUGCCAGAAUGUAGAAAGAAAUGUACUGUUCUCUCUCUCUUUUUUUUU